AUGACCACUCGAACCGCCACGUCCACAAGCACCACUGUGCACGGUCACCUUGGUGAUCUCAAGCUGCGCAAUGCUGCCAUCACUGGUCCUCAUUUGCAGCCAAAGGCUGCCAAACAAGAUCUUGCAGACACCAAGCCUGACUCCGCUCGUACUUUUCCAGGCCUGGGCUUCAAGCUUAGUCCCACCGAGGAGAGGCUGCGUGCCAAGCGCAAUUGGGGCUUCCUCGAGACCGCCUACGAUAACUCCAAGGUCAUGGGUCUCACCACCCACUUUGUCACCAUCACCAUGGCCAUCGUCUUUAACAAGUCUUGGCUUGCCAAGCCCGUUUAUGACUGGCUGAACACCUACGAUCGCUUCACCAUCCACACUGUUCACACUUGGAUCUUGCUUUCCACCUGCCAACUGCUGGUCAUUGGCCUUUUUGCCCUCACCGACUUGAGCGGCCGUCCGUCGUGGCUGGCCAGGUACCGCAUGCAGCCACACAAGCCUCCGACGCUGGCUCAGUACAAGAAGCUGAUCCCUGUCGUCUUAUUCAACCUCGUCGUCGUCAAUACGAUCUCCAACAUCAUCUACUAUCCUUUGGCCGAAUGGCGAGGAAUUCAGACCACCUACGAGACGCUCCCUUCAGGCAAAAAAUUGGUCGCUCAGUGGCUCGUUUGUCUCUUGAUGGAAGAUAUCGGCUUCUACACUGUCCAUCGAGCUCUGCACCACCCACGCAUCUACAAGUACAUCCACAAGAAGCAUCACGAAUUCAGUGCACCCAUUGCCGGAGCGUCCACAUACGCCCAUCCACUCGAGCACUACUUCAGCAACCUCGUUCCCAUCCUUGUCGGCUUGCUCAUCACACGCGCCCAUAUCAGCGUGCAGUACCUCUUCUUCACUGGCCUCAUGAUCGGCAGUCACGUGCAGCACAGCGGCUAUAAUAUUCCCUUCCUGACAUGUGCUUUGGUCCACGAUUGGCACCACUACUUCAACACGGAGAACUACGGCCCAGUCGGCCUGCUUGACGCCAUCUUCAAGACCAACAAGACCUUCAAAGCCUGGACAAGCGAAACCGUUGCUGCCUUCCAUGGCGAUCGCGCCAAGGCCAGGCAGGCCGCCCUCGAGAAGCUUGCCCAAAUCGAGGCCGAAGAGCAAGAGCGAAUCAGAUAA
Molecule: messenger RNA, 1152 nt
Organism: Mycosarcoma maydis (corn smut)
Lineage: Eukaryota; Fungi; Basidiomycota; Ustilaginomycetes; Ustilaginales
Product: alpha-hydroxylase AHD1
Exons: 2
Coding region: 1-1152 (383 amino acids)
Biological process (GO): ergosterol biosynthetic process
Molecular function (GO): C-4 methylsterol oxidase activity; iron ion binding
Source: RefSeq, a predicted model, not a curated record